CGGCUGUGGGAGGAAGAGUACAACGCCACUUUCGCGAGCAACCGCAACGCUAGUAACUGUGAGCAGAAUAAAAGUGACCCCACUUAUAUCAAGCAGAAGGAAGUUCAAGAAAAGGCGUCUCUCUUUAAUAUGCAGUUGGACUUAAGUGGGGCAAUUCCCAGCCUUAUAGUUGCCUUUGUCAUUGUAGCUAACGGGGAUCGCCAGGGACGAAAAAGGUCUCUAGUUUUACCAUCAGUGGGAGCUCUGAUUACAAAUGUCUUCCUCGCUGUAAUGUCAUAUUUUUCCUUGUCACUCUCUAUCUUAUAUGCGGUUGCAUUUAUUACUGGACUGUUUGGGAGUAUGGCAGCUUUCCUUGGAGGAGGCUUUGCUUUUAUCGCAGAUCUGUGUCAUGACGAGAAGCAGAAAACAACACGAAUAGCUGUGGUUGAUUUGAUUUUUGGAUUUGUAUCUGGAUUGGCGGGACUGUCUUCUGGCUACUUUAUAAAAGGACUAGGCUUUACGUGGACGUUUGUGACAGCAUCUCUGCUUCAUGCCAUUAAUAUUAUCUAUAUUAUAUUUUGUCUGGAAGAUACAGUAGGUGUAUCUGAAUUCCAGCAACAGGAACCAGUAUCUUGUAAAGAAGUUCUUAAAGAGACAUUUUCUGGAGUGUACAUGCUUUUUAAAAAUGCCCCCUUUAAAAAGAGAAUUUUAAUCAUUGUGUUGCUGUUUACAUUUAUGACUUACUUGUUUACUAUGUUUGGUGGGAGUUCACUUUUUACACUGUAUGAGCUGGAUGAGCCACUCUGCUGGAAUGAAGUAUACAUUGGAUAUGGAGCAGCUGCGUUCACUUCCAUCUCUCUGACUAGUUUUUUAGGAGUUUACUUAUUUUCUAAGUGUCUCAAAGACAUUUAUAUUGUCUUUAUUGGAAUAUUUUCUUGCAUUGGAGGAAUGGUCAUGGCUGCCUUUGCCAAAACUACCCUGCUCAUGUUUCUAGUAAGAGUACCAUCUUUACUUUGCUUUAUGCCUAUUCCUGUUUUGCGAUCCAUGCUGUCAAAAGUCGUUCUUGCUAGUGAACAAGGUUCUGUGUUUGCUUGUAUUGCCUGUUUAGAAGUUGUGACCGGUACUAUUUCACUUUUAGUUUUUAAUAGUCUCUAUGCAGCUACUGUUGCAUGGUUUUCGGGCUUCAGCUUCCUCUUAUCAGCAGGCCUUUGUCUAAUUCCACUGAGUGUGCUAUGCUGGCUUCUGUGCACAAGCUGGAACGGAGAGGAUUUGGCUCUACUUGUACAGGAAGAAGUAUCCAGCAUAGACAGCACUGAGAGUUGAACAAAGGAUUCACUUACCUGGGUUUUCUAAUCUGACCUGCAGUGGCAGAGACCCUUAUAUCACACACAGCAUAGAGUUAACACAACAAUUAAAGAUGCAGUCUAAAAGCAGCCCUGCAGCAAUAACCACUAAACUGAUAGCCCUCUAUUUCCAGUGUCUCCUUUUAGCACUUGAAUUAAGCAAGCUCUUAUACUUAACUAUGCAAAUAGGCUGGCAGUAGAGAUUUUAAUGCUGCUUUCAGCACAGGGAAAAGAUAAGGUCUUUCCACCUACGCUUUCUCAAGUUUGAAAAUGUUAGCUGUGGCAUGUUGUACAUCUUGUAUCAUUCUAAGUGGGGUGACAGUGACGAUAAGCUUAUUAGCUCUUUAGCCAGAGUGCACGAGAGAAUUCUGUUGAAGCCACAGAGCUCAUGCCGGCUAAAGAUGCAGUCCACCGUGGAUAUCGUGAAAGGGCCGUCUUACUGUGAAGCACACAGAAUUGUCUGAAAUUAGUAAACUAAAAGGUCCUUCUUUCAGAAGGCAACCAAACUGGAAGAAAUACUUCUCUGUAAGUAGAAGUACAUCUGCUGUAAGCUGCAGUUAGCAGAGAAUGUUUGUGCAAGUUUAACUUACGAUGUGUGGACUUUGCCUCUGACUUAGUUCUUAAAAUGGAUUUUCACACUGAACAGUCAUACUUAGAAAAUUUCCAGCUUGCGGAGUGUGAAGUUACGCCUAUGCCUACAUUUUGCACAGACCAUAUUGCACAUUUAUUUUUAGAUUAUACAUCUAUGAUCCUUUUCCAUGUAUUUGGGACUGCAUACAGACACUUCUGUUCUUUCUCCCAUAAAUACUUCUUUUCCAGUUAAGCUGGGCUAUACUGACUUAAAUCUUUCUCCUAGGGAAAGGAUGUGAUAUCUUUUCUCUUCAGUGGAUCUUCUGAUUUUUUUUAAUAACCCUGAAAUGAGGUGACAAAUUCUGAACCAUGCAUCUAAUCAUCUUGCAAUGUAGCAUAAUUUAUUAGCACUUGAGUAGCAUUUCUCAUCUUCAAAGCACCUUAUAAAUGCUAUUCAUUUUAAAGAACAUACGUCUGUAACAGAUAAUUCUCCCCCCGUUUCAGAGAGAGGGAAAUAAACAGAGUAGUGACUUGCCCUCAGUCACAGUGCAAAUCAGCAAGAGCACCAAAUCUAGAAAUCAGUUUCUGCUCCUUGACUCUUCAGCUUUUUGCUUGAGAGCUUUAUGCAGAAACUAGCACAGUUUCUGAAAUGUACAGCACAGCAGAAAAAAACAUGAAUGUGAUCACCAUGUUAAGGACCACUCCCAUGUGCUUAUUUAAGAGUUUUACAGCUAAUGUUGUGCUGAUUCCUGAAAGUACAGGUAGGCUGUGUGUGACUUUCUUCCCCCAGAACGGAUUACGUGGAAAAAUCAAAAUAUGAUAAGCUGGCUGAUGUUCACAAGAGGAAAAUGGUACGAAAGCAACUGUGAAGUGGAAACUGACUUCACAUGCACAUAGCAUAGGAUAAAAAUGAGGAAGGACAACCAUAGCAUAAUCAGUGGUCUACUAGCAUCUAUUAGUGUCAGUCAUAUGAACAGAUCACUUCUGCAGAGCGUCUCAGUGGUACUCCACCAAAAAAACAUCAGCACAGGAGGAUGAUAGUAUGGCAGAUCCUUUCUUGUUUGAACUACGGUAUUGUUCCAAGCUACGCAUCGUGGCCACUAAGAGGUUUGGAAAAGAGUUCAAAUAAGGUCAAGGAGAGUUAUCCUAUACAGGAUACUACUGUGUGUCAUGGCUGAAAGCUGUUCAUUUCCUCCAAGAUAAGGGCAAUGAAGCUUUAUGCAGCUAGUAAAUAGAGCUUCUGUCCUGAACUACCAAGGCUGCCCAUUAAAGACCAUUAGCUUUUGCUAUGUAGUUUGAAGAGCGGCCAGUAAAUAAGACUCUCUGCCCCUGCACUGCCUGAGUUGCUGCCAAUUUCUUGGAGAAGCAGGCUGAGUUUUACAAUGAUCAGUGGGUCCAAAACAUAGUAAGUACUUCCAGAGAGAUUAAUGAAACACUGAUCUGAAGGACUUCAGCACAAAGAUUACAUUGUCUUCCUUUUUCUUUAUGUCUGUCCUUCUUUAUAAAAAGGGCGUGUCCUUUCAUUUCCUCUUCCUCAAUGAAGGCCUCUGCUAUGGCUCUGAUGGUAGCAACAAAGAAAUCUAAUUCAGCAGUAGCAUUCUGUUAGUGUAAAUGAGAAUUUUCACAUGCAGUUCAGGGAUGGCUUUGUUAUGGUUUGAUCUCACUGUACAAAAUAUCUGUUGUUUACAAAAUAUUUCUGGCAGACACAGCCUUUAGAACUGGCUGCAAAGUUUGGUCAAAACACCUGUAGGAUAUGAAGCGUUGUUUAAAGUGUCUGGCAGAAUGCAAACUGAGGAGCCAGGUACUCAUGAGCUUUUUGUUUUUAAAUCAAAAUCUUAAGGUUUGUAAUAGUUGGUCUAUGUAUAUAUAAAGGCAAAUAUUAUUUUGACGGAAGUUAAUAAAAUGAAAUUUGGUCUUUUAAACUCUA
This is a messenger RNA of Struthio camelus australis, 3819 nucleotides long. It is a transcript of the gene SLC46A3, whose product is annotated as solute carrier family 46 member 3. Gene Ontology annotation, cellular component: lysosomal membrane. The record is from RefSeq and is a predicted model, not a curated record. Gene Ontology annotation, molecular function: transmembrane transporter activity. Lineage: Eukaryota; Metazoa; Chordata; Aves; Struthioniformes; Struthionidae. Gene Ontology annotation, biological process: vacuolar transmembrane transport.